AUGGACCACACAGGCCCAAAGGCUAUCCUAACCCACAAUGUACAUGAAAUAUCACGGGCAACCUCUCCAGGUGGCGAGCCCGCAGAAAUGAAUGGGGUCAGUGAGCCCAAGGCACGGGUGCGCCCUCGCACUUACCCAUAUUUCAAAUACCUACCAUACACGCCCGAGGAUGAGGCCGAGAGAGAGAGGAGCCUGCGAGAGAUCCUGAAGCAUCUCUACGUUGCGGUAGAAUCGGGAGACUUCAGCCCUGGUGCGGUGCACUGGACGCGAGAGCUCCGAGGAUGGCUCUCUCUCAAGUUUGAUCCUACUCGUACAGAGCGCAUCAAUCUUGUGAAGCUAUACUAUGAGCUGUCACUCGCACCGGGAAUUGACCCCAAUGUCUCCGAGCGAUUCGCCAGCAUGUUCAUGCUCCUCACAAAACGCAAGCAUUACCUGCGACCGGUCAAAGACCUAGUGCUGGAUUGGAGGCCUCUGUACAGAGAACUGAAAGCUUUUGUCCUGCCCACCGAAUCCGGUCUUGUCCACUCCACCAAUCUCAAGCGGAAUGUCAAGACCCUGACGAAGCUCUGUGCAUUCGUUCAACUAUAUGUCGAUCCGUGCGAGAUGCCAGCAAUGCUGGAGGAAUUCCUCCCUCACUACACAACCUCCUUUUCUGAAGGCGCGUUCGUCGUCGUCGGGUUGAUCAACCUAAUGCUCCCUACGUCUCCUCCGCCGGAAUCCAGGGAGGAUCUGCUUCCACAUCAUUAUUUGCCGACAUACUUCCAUCUUUGGUCCCUAGUCAAUCGCUCGAAGACCUUUGAUAUAACCUUCCUCGAUUUUCUAUCUCGGCUAGCUCGGGAUUCGCUCCCUGCUAGCCAUAUACCUUUCUCUGAAAAUGGUAUCUUCAGCAAGGAACAGUCCGCACUUAUCUUUACCGCUAUCCUGCGACUGCUGGAGAUCCCCGUCGGACAGUCUACUUCCCCGUACAGUGCCCUUGUUGAUAUCUCGUCUGGCUUGGGCAUCAUGCUGGAUCGCGACUCCAGAAAACAUCCAGUUGCACAUCACAUUGCCCGGUGGAUCGUCAUGUCGCUCUCACCUGCGUGUGUGGAUGCGCAAGAAUCUAUCUUGACGCGCCUGGAGGGUCUCAUACAGGCCGUGGAGACCUUUUUCCAUCCCUCGAACUCUGGAAGCUGGACAAAGACUCUGUCUCAACUGGUCUACUAUCUGACCGACUUUUUUGUAAUGCGCUGGAACCGAGAGCAAAGCGGGGAGAUGGAUGUUCCGCCAGAGAGGCGUCUCACAGAGCCGUUGAAACGGCGCUUUGUCCUCUGCCUGCGUGAUGUCGUCUUCAUGGGCAUCUACGCCAAAAGCGGUACCGCCAUGAGCUUCUCUUUAUCCACAUUGCAAGGCCUGGCCUUUUUGGAGCCACACCUCAUCCUUCCCGGUGCUCUGCAGCGAAUCUACCCGUCUCUUCAGGGUCUUGUUGAAGUCCACCGCACAACGUCAUCGCUCCGAGCCCUUCAAGUUCUUUCGCGGAUUAUCUCGCGGACCAAAGGAUACCGGUGCCAUAUGACGACCUUGCUGGGGCUAACGCUGCCUGGCAUUGACGCCAACGAUCUGGAGAAAACUCUUCAUGCCUUGACGUUCAUCCAGUCGGCAUGCUACAACAUACCGAUGGCUGACCUGGCAACGGGAAGAGAAGAUGUCAACUGUAAUAUGCUAGCCAUGCAAUGGAUUACAGGUGAAAUGGAGCGAAUGGAAGAGCAAGGUGUUGAAGUCCAGUUGAAUUACGAUACUGAACUGGACGAUGAAACCGAGGAAAUGAUCCUUCGCUCUUCAACAUGCGACUUUGGUGACUUCAUCGUGUCCUUCCUUGGGCGUGUUUUUACACUCCUGGAGAAUUUGCCGGAUGUGAGCCGAGUGCGAAAUGGGUCACCUGAAGAGAAUAUUGUGAACACCCUUCCUGCAACGUUUAUGCCGCUUUUAUCCUGCCUCUCUCCAGAGUAUUAUGACAUUGCCUUGUCGAAGGUGGUUGAUUUUGUGUCGAACCAUGUUAUCCAUCAAGCACGCGAUGCAAUGGCCUUCAUUUGCAACUCUGUGUGCAAGGUCAACCCCGAAAAAGCUUUGAAACGCUUCAUUCCUGUUUUGACCCAGGCGAUUCGCACGGAAAUUGAUGACAAUGGCGCCGGCUCCACCAGGACCACUGGAACAGACGUUCUCCCUCGUGAUCGCGGCCUAGUCUGGAAUGUUAGUAUGCUGAGCAUGUGCGUUGUCCAUGUAGGGGACGCUGUGCUGGCCCACAGAAAAGAACUCUUUGACAUCGCUGUGUAUAUGCAGCAGAAAUGCAGGGGUAUCCCGACUGUGCAUAUCUCCAAUUUUGUCCAUCACUUGCUCUUGAACCUCACGGGAACAUAUACCGCCGAUUACUCCUUGUAUGAGCCCGACGUUGCCGCUCAAGGCAUGCAGCCGGCACUCUGGAGUUAUCGACAGGACCCGAAAAAUCUCACUGUCAAGUGGCAUGUUCCAAAACAUGAAGAGCUCCAGUUUGCGGUCGACCUCUUCCAGAGUCAAGCAGAAACCGCGUUGAAUCAACUCACAGCUCUAACCAACGAGGCUUCCAGUGUGAAGAGGGAUGGAAGUGGCAAGGAUUGGUCUGAUGAAGUUAUCAGGAAUCUUGUUCUUCUGCGACUGAUACUUGCUGGUGUCUCUGUACUUUUCGAUCCGAAGGCCGCCUCAAAAACAAAGAUGAACGGCAUCAAUGGCUCGUCUGACGUCCAUAUGACCGGCGCCUCCGACCCAUCAAUUGAUGAUGCCGAGAAUGACGAUCCUGAUUCUUCUCUCGAUAGCUCUGAUGAGGCAACCAUUCGUGAGACCUUUUCCUACCCGACCGGCUACCCACUGAAGGAAUCUGAUCCUAUGUACACCACCAUUCAUGACAUUCGUGAGAAGGCUGGAUGGGUCCUUCAUGAAGUGCAUAGAUUCCUCUCUGACAAACAAGAGGAUGACGUUCCUUGCUUCAACUCCCUGUACUCGGCAUACAGGUCGUGGUUCGUUGACGUGGGUAUCGAGAGAUCUGCUCAUGUGCUGGACAGAGUCACGCGGCUACUUGCUGCAGACAUUCAUCCCUACAAGAUGAGCGGUGUACGCAAGGACUACCCCCGUCCGCUGCUUAUUCGAAGGGCAAACGUCUAUCAUUUGCAACGCCUGAGGCACAACGCAGCCCCCCGACGUAGAUCGCGCUUGGACGAGAUCUUGCUGCUAGACCUUGCCGAAUCAUGCGUCUCGCUCUACACCGAGACUCGUCGGAAUGCUCAGAGCGCGGGCGAGUCCGCUCUCAAGGCCGUUUGGGGUGCUCGACUCCUAAUCAUCCCACCUCUCCUCAGCGCUCUGCAGAAAGGUGUCAAGGAGAAUGACCAUGCGAGAAUCAAAGGCGCGCUGUUCUCCCUGCUCUUGAGCAGCGUCGCAAAAACGGCUGGACGUCACUGGAAAUAUACCCCGACGCUAGUCAAAACAUUCAUAGACGCAAGUGCUGUUGAUAAACCAUCCGUACAAAGGAUCUGUUCCGGCGCCCUGUAUCAAGUUAUGGACUUCGGUCGUGCUAUGGACAGAAUGGCCAUCCUCGACCAGAAGAUCAUAGAGGCAAUUGCGCCAACUGAAAAUGUCGAGGAGCAGAUCAUCCAGAAGCGCAAGAACAUCAACCAGAAGCGUGCUGUUAUUGAGAAAAAGAAAGCCGAGCUUGCGGAAGAAUUGGUCCAGCUAGCAAAAAUAUCUCAUUGGAAAGUUGCCAGCCGGGCAGCUACCAUCGUUAUUACCAUGGGACUCAGGUUCGAUUACAUUGCCAGCGAGAAUCUUGUCGACCUCGUAACCCACGGUUCGAUUGAUGAUCACCCCGGCUUGCGAGGCAUGUACUCCCAGGCACUAAUUGCGUUGUUCACCAUGGUGGACGUUCGGGCGAUCUGCAAGCAUGACUAUAAGAGCUACAUCAUGGGCCAGCAACAUUUCCCCUCGAAAAUCAACGUGGCCACCAAGCGAUAUGAGGAAGGAUGGACUGAAGAGUACAUGGCCAACUUUGCUAAACCAGAGGCCGAGUACUAUGUCGACCACGACUUCCCUGGGUGGCUGGUGUGGGCAGACAGUAUGCCUGCGUACAAGUCCAACGUGGCCCGCGAUAUUGAAUACGACGAGGUUGAAUGGAAGGUGCGAACUCACAUGGGUAAACUAUUUGACCGCAAAUGGUUUUCGACAUUUUUCAUGUACCUGAAGCAAGAGCCACGCGACCCGUCGGCAGACAAGUUCCGCAUGCCCUGCGCGAUGAUGCUUCUGUAUACCUUUGAACUGAUGCUGCGGGAUGGGCUCACCGCCGCGACGUUCAAGGACAUCCAGGAAGAAAUCGAGCUUGUCUUCGAGGAUGGCAGUGAUAAGCAUCAACACAGAGCCACUGCCGAGAUCCUUGGGGCGCUGAUCAGCUCUGUCACGGAUACAAGCGUGGAAAAGCGAACUCUCGUGUGGGAGUAUGCUUUCCCAAUCGUUCGAAAGAUUUUCACGGAUGGUUUGACUCCCGAGAACUCUGGAUAUUGGACAACUUUCCUUCAUAUGAUCCUCCAAUGUCGGGAUCCGCGAAGAGCCUGGCCACUGGUUGACUGGCUGGCAAGUUUCCGCUUGGAUAUGUCCACCAAUGCCGCCUUCAAGGAGAGCUCCAAAAUCAACCUCCUUCACCAGGCCAUCAUAGACGCAGGUUGGCAUUUCCAACUGGAGAAGCCGAUCGUUGAAGAUUUUUUGGCUCAUCUGGACCAUCCCUAUAAGGGUGUUCGUGAGGCAAUGGGUCAGACUAUCGCAACGAUAUACCGUACAAGGUAUCAUGAGUCUUAUGCCGAUGUGAAACGCCUUCUUACGGCGCAGGAGUCUGCGUCUUCAGUCGGUACCUAUCCGUACCAACCCACGGAGGAGUUCACCAAGAUGAUUCACGACAUCUUCACUCGGAUAGAGGCGUGGCGGCGUGAACGAACACCUGGCCAGCAAACUCCAUCUUCCUACACUUCGGGUAGUAAGACGGUUCUGCUCUGGCUUGAUUCUACACUUUCAUCCCAUGAGUGUACCCAGCUUGUGCCCUUCUUCCCUGAUGUAUUCACGGGUCAACUUUUACACAUGAUGGAUAUAAAGGAAGACCCGGAACUUCAAUCUCUGGCCUACCAUGUCUUCCGUCAUCUCCCGAACAUUCCUUAUCCCGCAGAAGAGAAUUCCGGAUUCAUCAAAUCUCUCAUCCACAUUGGAAAAACUUCGCCCUCAUGGCACCAGCGUCUACGGGUGAUGAUCAAUAUUCAGAUCAUCUACUUCCGCCGUCUCUUUCUGCUUUCUACUUCGGAUCGCGAUAAGCUCUUUGAGUGUGUGGCAAGUAUGCUGGAAGACCCUCAACAUGAGGUGCGGGUCGGCGCAUCAGCUACUUUGUCCGGCAUGGUCCGCUGCUCGCCCAUAUUUCUUCGUGAGGAGAUGGUUAGCCGGUUCAAAGAACGCUUCACGAAGAUACUUGUUGAGAACCCCCUUCCGAAGCGGCCAAAGAUGCUCCGAUCUGGGAUUUCGUCCCCUGCAUCCUCUGGAGCUGGCACACCAACACCUGAGCACACGCGACUCAUUAUUACUAGGCACGGAGCUGUCCUAGGCCUUGGCGCACUCAUUCAAGCAUUCCCAUACAACAGCCCCCCGCCAACCUGGAUGCCGGAAGCCCUGACCACUCUAAGCGUGCGUGCCGCAGGUGAUCCGGGUAUUGUGGGGUCAAGCGUCAAGUCCAUCAUCAGUGAGUUCAAGAAGACAAGACAAGACACUUGGCAUAUAGACGCAAAGGCCUUUACUUCGGAUCAGCUGGAAGACCUUUCUGGGGUGCUCUGGAAGAGCUAUUUUGCUUAA
Molecule: messenger RNA, 5880 nt
Organism: Aspergillus terreus NIH2624
Lineage: Eukaryota; Fungi; Ascomycota; Eurotiomycetes; Eurotiales; Aspergillaceae
Product: proteasome activator BLM10
Exons: 3
Coding region: 1-5880 (1959 amino acids)
Biological process (GO): proteasomal ubiquitin-independent protein catabolic process
Cellular component (GO): cytosol; nucleus
Molecular function (GO): peptidase activator activity; proteasome binding
Source: RefSeq, a predicted model, not a curated record